AUGGAAGAGUGGGCGUCCAUAAUAACCAAUAACAUAGCCCUACCGCCAGAAACCCCCAUGUGGAUUCGCGAACGUACCGUUUUCCACUUCGAAAGCACAACGGAUAUAGAUAACGCCAUAUCAGAAGUAGAGUCAUGGUAUGAGGCUGCACGAGUGCCAAGAGUCUCGAGGAAAAGAAAAUAUGUGUCCUGGUGGAACAGAGAAUUGUCAAAACUUCGCUUAGCCGCCGCCCGAUCUCGCACUAAAUGGUUUCGUGCAGUCUCGCGCAUACCGAACAUAUCGAGCGUCCCAGAGCAUCCCCUUCGUCAACGCAUGCUAGCCGACCGCCGUGCUCUGAUCAAAGCCAUCCGCCAGGGUAAAGACGCCUCAUGCUCCGAAAUGAUAAACGAGAUAUCCCGAGAUCCAUGGGGCAAGCCCUAUAAAGCCGUUAUGAAGCGCUUAAAGGGAAACUCCCAACUGGUACGCCUUAACGAAAGCGAGUUCAGGGUAGCAGUGUCACAAUUGUUCAUAACCGAGCCCCCGACAGUUGUGAGAAACGGAGCAGCCGAACAAACUGCAGCCACACCUUCACCCGCUCACACCGAUCAUCCCAACAAUACCGUCCCCACAGCCACCGCGUGUCGACGACCUCCCAGUCCACAGCCCGGACCCAGCAGUGCCCCUCCAGAAUACCGAGUUUCAAGUCGUAAUACUUCACUCAUUACCCCGUUUACUAACGUAGGGACACCCAUGCCAGACGCCAAUCCUGUCCCCCCAAACACUACAUCAGCCCACCGAGCAGGCCCAGAAGAUCCACGAGUACCCCACCCAUUUAGCGCUUGCGAUGCCGCCAUAGCCCUCGGUAAGGUGUCCAAAGGAAAAGCGCCGGGACUUGAUGGAAUAACCGGUGAAGCCCUUCGCCCCAUUUACAAAUUGGCACCAGAAUGGGUGCGCGACUUAUUUAAUGCCUGCUACCGUCUAGCAUACUUUCCCGCCUCAUGGAAGGUCGGUCGAUUGGUGUUGAUUCCCAAGCCCGGAAAGCCCUUCAACUCAUUUUCCGACCUGCGCCCCCUGUGCAUGCUGUCCAACCUCGGGAAGGGUUUUGAAUAUGCCCUGCGCGAACACCUGGUAGAUGCCGUAAGAGAUUCCGGAGACUUAUCCCCCCGUCAAUAUGGUUUCCGUCACAAGCGAUCAACACUACAGGCGAUGAAAGUGGUAAUGUCCGAGUGGAACCGUGCCCGCAAUACUGCCAAUCAUUGUUUGUUAAUUGGGUUAGACGUAAAAAACGCCUUCAACACCGUUCGGUGGGAGAACAUAAUUGCCGCCGCGCGUCGUCGCAACUUCCCACCCCACCUUAUAGCAAUGCUGGAAAACUACCUAAGCAAGCGAUUUGUUGGUACCAUGAUGCCUGACGGCACAUGGAUUGAGCAAGAGGUGUUCGCCGGCGUACCGCAAGGGUCCGUCCUAGGACCGUUCCUGUGGAACCUGGCUUACGAUUCGAUUCUAGAAGUAGCCCUACCCCGCAAUGUACUCACCAUCGCUUUUGCGGACGACCUUGCCAUGAUCAUAAUAGGUAUACUGAGUAAUUUACGCGAGAUAGCCGAGAUUGCACUACAACAGCUUGGUAUAUGCAUUCAACGUCCAGCAUCCGAAGGGAUUCGGGUUCACCGGAAUUGUAAUUCGAGGCCCCAUCAGAACCUGUCAUUUAAGUUAAGAACCCCAGACCCGAAAUUAACAGAAGGCUUAAGAAAAUUAAAGAUCAACAGAUUAAGGCCAGCGUCACACGAAUAUCAAGUCAGCACAAACCCAGUGCCCAUCCCACCUUAG
Osmia bicornis bicornis is the source of this 1806-nucleotide messenger RNA. RefSeq lists its product as uncharacterized. The coding region runs from base 1 to 1806 and encodes 601 amino acids. NCBI's taxonomy places the organism in Eukaryota, Metazoa, Arthropoda, Insecta, Hymenoptera, Megachilidae. The record is from RefSeq and is a predicted model, not a curated record. The transcript has 2 exons.